This is a messenger RNA of Closterium sp. NIES-65, 495 nucleotides long. The record is from the annotation of a GenBank genome assembly. Lineage: Eukaryota; Viridiplantae; Streptophyta; Zygnematophyceae; Desmidiales; Closteriaceae.
AUGCAAGGCUCGCUCACUCUUCCCUCCUCCCUGUUCCCUCUCCCUCCCCCCUGUUCCCCUUCCCUCCUCCCUGUUCCCCUUCCCUCCUCUGCUUCUCCGUCCCCUUUCCCCCAUCACCCUCCUUCCCCCCACUUUCCCCCCACUUUCCCCCCACUUUCCUCACGUCCCCCCCUCCUCUCCCCCCCCCCCGUCCCCUUUCCUCCACCCUCUCCGCCAGGCGCAAUGGAUUCAUUCAAAGGCGGGUCCAAAGGCGCGACGGCAGUGGCAGCAGCAGCGGAGAGGAGAGGGUCGCUGAGGCAACGCAAGGUGGCGGCUGAUGUGGUGGCUGUGAUGCUGGAUGAAGGCACGCGGAAGCGAGCAGCAGCGGCGCGACUGGAGGCUCUAGAGAGUGACUAUACCGGGGUGGAUGCUGCUGUGGAUGAGGAUGAUGACGUGUUCAAUGCAGAGGAGGAACUGGUGCAAGAAGGUAUGCUUAUAGCGAGUAAUGGACAAUAA